CUAAAUAAAUCUAGGGUACCAUACCCACUAAACAAGCACUUGCUCAUUUCAAUUCAAAUUGAUCACAAUCACAGUGUCGAUGGCUGUAGAUUGGAGCUCCGAGCGGUGGCUAAAGAGCUUAAACGACGCCGUACAGCCCAAAGAUCCGCCGUGCAUUCUCCUCUCUCGACCAUGGGAAUCGAUCCCUUCCGAAAGCGGACCUUCUAGAACCCUCUCCUCAAUUCCUCAGCCUCCUUCGUUAUACGACACUUCCACUCUCUCCGAGGCUAGUGUAGUGAGAUUAGCAAUUAACGCAUUACAAGGCGUUGAAUCUGCUCUUGUAAGUAUCAAUAAGAUCUGUACAUUGUUCUUUUCUGAUCCAGCUGACAGGACUUAUCAUCGAAUCCCAAGUCUCUGGAACCGAACUUUGAGUACAGUGGCUUUAGGAAGGAUACUUAAAACCAUAUGCCGUUCAGGCUAUAUUGUUUAUCAACUUCUCCGAUUUGUUGAUUAUUUCAAAAUUAUAGAGUUCAACAAAGAUAUAAGGGAACAGAACGGUUUAAAGUUUGAUGAAAAUGCUUUGAGGGAAGCUGGAGAACGUCCUCUGUACAGUCUUGUUAAUCAGGCAUUCGCGGUUUCUGUUGGUAAGAUUUUAGAAGGCUAUACAUCUGCUCUCGAUACAUUGCAUGCCUCUGCGACUAUGAGACGUUCAUCAAAAACUUUUGAUAUGUCUUCGUGUGCUUCUCCUGGGGUGGGCUUGCUCACAAGUGUUGCUCAUUCUGAAGUCACACUUUUAGAGGUUUACCUGCACACUGAAGGAUUACGGACUCAGAUCGAGGCUUUAGGAAACAUCUGCAAUAUACAUGAUGUAGAUCUCUGUCUUUCAGCAUCGUGUUUGGAAGAGUUAGGCAGUGAAAGAAAGUUCACUGACUUCCCUAUCGGUGGAGAUUUACUUACCUAUUUGUAUAUCCAGCUCAAGGUCUCUGACCCAGUGCAUAGCGGCGUGCUCAAAUUUCUUUUUGUUCGAUCAUUUGAACCAUACUCUGAGUUCAUUCGAUCAUGGAUAUAUGAAGCUAAAUUUAGUGAUCCUUAUAAUGAGUUCGUAGUGGAAUAUCCUGAAAAUCUGUCGCAUUUUGAAGUGAGCAGCACUGGAGUCUCUGCUGACUUUGCCUUAGCCACCAUCAGGGAACAAGGCGUUGCUGUUCCUUGUUUUCUAAAAGAUAUAUUGGUUCCACUGUAUAGAGCUGGUCAGCAACUUCAGGUACUGAUGAAAGUGCUCGAGUUGUCUAAUACUGUUGGUGCAUGGGACAAUGUAUACGAGGAUUUUCUACCCUUUUUGAGGGGUUUCUCAAGCGAUAUUUUGUCUGAUUCAUCUCCACUGACUUUCAAAAAAGGAGACUUAGAAUCUUUGGUACUUUCAAGGAACAAUUGCUACAACCAGAUGAUGGAAAAACUGCAAAGGCUUUCAGUGAAAUUAGAUCUUAGUUAUCAACAGGUUGUUCAAUGCAGAAUUCCGGCUAUAUCAGUUAAUAUCGGGGGAACAAAUCAAAACACUCCAGUAUCAUCUCUAUUGAAUGAGGAUAGUGUGAUAAAUUCAAACACUGUAAAUAAACAAACCUUGAAAGUGAGUGCUCUAGAUACUGAGGCAUCUAGCAUGGUAGAUGAGGAUUCUUACGUGCAGGUUCCCUUGGACUUUUCCGAUUGUUCAUCUGUUGCUAGCUCUGAAGAGCAAGAUCAGUCUGAUCAGUUGGUUGAGACUCCCGAUAAUUUUGUCAAUCUCGAGGAAAAAUAUCUAUCUGCAUUAUGUUUUUCAUCCAGUAUUGCACCGCAGACACUUUCUAGAGAUGAACUGUCAGGCAGUGUGGAAACUGACCAGGAAACUUAUAAACUGAAUGACACAAACAUGUACUUUCUACAUCGUCAAUAUGACAUGACAAACAAUGACAAACAUUUGCAUUUUAAUUUAAAAGCUUUGAGUUUUCCUUUGAUAUCUGGAACUCAUGAUUCUGAAAGGCAACAUGAUAUGAGCUUUCCAUCAGGCAGCCCUCCAAAUAUAUCUAAGGUUGUUUGUGAAGAAAAUAAAGAUAAAAGAAUGACACAUAUGCCUUGUAGUGGGGUGGAACAGAACAGGAGUAAAAUUCUAGAAACAGAUGAAGUCAGAUUAAAUUGCAGUGUGAUGUUAUCUAGAUAUGACUCAGAGGAGAACAUAACUAAGGGUCAACAUUUAAUUGGAACUUAUUCGUUACCAGAUUUGUCUAGCUCUGAAUCAUGGAAAGUUAAGUAUAAUUCAAAGUUUUUUUGUGCAAACCCAAUAGUGACCAGGCAUUAUUUAACUUACCAGACUUGCAUGCCUGAAGGAAAGGGCUCUACAGAAUCUGAUAGAGAUGUAUCAUCCUUCGACUUUACAUCUGUAAAAAACCCUUUCAGCCUACCUCUAGCGAAGUCACAUGGCAGUCCGAGACAUCAAAUGGGACAAAAACUUUUAAAUUUUAUUGAUCCUGUUUCUCCUGCCGUCUGUAGCACAACUGAUGUAUAUGAGAAAGAAGGCCGGAAAGGUGGUGCAUUUCUAGAUAGCAAAACUAAAUCAUCUGGAAUGGACCCCUCUCUACAAUGGACAGCAGAUGCUCAGGAAAAUGUUUCACAAACAACUGCAACUGGUGGGAGUGGUUGGCAGAGUCUGCUUAGUAGUUCCCAAAGCAUUGAUAAUAAAACGGGCAGAGAAUUUGCCACUGAUUUGACAGGAAUGCUUGAUAUACCAUUGGAUUUUGUCAUUGAGAAAUGCCUCCUGGAGGAGAUCUUACUGCAAUAUCGAUAUGUGAGCAAGCUGACAAUCAAAGUUCUUGAAGAAGGAUUCAAUUUGCACGGACAAUUAUUGGCUCUGCGUAGAUAUCAUUUUAUGGAAUUAGCCGACUGGGCAGAUUUGUUUAUAAUGUCUCUUUGGCAACAUAAAUGUUAUGCUACAGAGGCAGAUAAGAGAAUAUCAGAAAUCCAGGGAUUACUUGAGUUGUCUAUCCAGAGGUCUUCAUGUGAGAGAGACCAUUAUAGAGAUCGGAUAUACUUGUACAUAAAAAAGGAGAAAAACAUGUCGCUUUCUGCAUCUCCAGCUGGUGGAAUACAGUCGUUCAAUUACUUAGGUUUGGGUUACAGAGUAGAUUGGCCAGUCAAUAUCAUUUUGACAUCCGGUGCUUUAGAAAUAUAUGCUGAGAUAUUUAGUUUUCUGAUGCAAGUAAAGCUGGCACAUUCUUCAUUAGCUGAGGCUUGGUACUCUCUGAAGCAGGAGCAUAUGCACACAAUUAAUCAGAAGGGUGGUUCUGGAUCACAUGAAUCAGAAGUUUCAGUUUUUAAUAUUUUUAUGAAACUGAGGCAGCAAGUUAAUCAUUUUGUAACAACAUUGCAGCAAUAUGUACAGUCACAGCUGUCUCAUGUAUCUUGGUGCAAGUUCGUACACUCACUAAAGAAUCAGGUCAAAGAUAUGAUGGAUUUUGAGUCGGUACAUAUGUCCUAUCUGAAUGAUUCACUCCAUAUAUGUUUCUUGUCUGAUGAAACAAAGGGCGUAUCCAGCAUCAUCCAAAACAUAUUGCAAUGUGCACUAGAUUUUAGAUCUUGUCUGGGUGGAAGCACUUGGCAAUGUGGAGUCGAAUAUGGAGAUUCUUCGAGUAAACUUUCCAAGACCAACAUGUCACAGGUCCAUAGCAUAAAGCGUGAGUUCUAUAAGAAUCUGAAGGACCUGUAUAUCUGUUAUCUUAAGUCACCAAAACAUGGGGAGUUCAGCCUUUCUCGUUUCUGGGAUUGUCUUAAUUACAAUGACUAUUACACAGAAGUAAUUGGUAAAGACAUAGGGCACCUCGCUUUCUCCGUAUAAACCUAUGCCGUGGAAUACCAAGUGAAGAAGUAAGAUCCCGAAGGGUAGUGAGGUUAGACCCCCUAGGUAGUGUAGAUAUGCCAUUUAGCAGGUCUACAUACUAUAGCUGGUUGUGAAGAUCAUAUAAUAAUUGAGUUUCACUGACGCAUGCUAUAAAAAGCUACUUCUCAAGCCUGAAUAACAUUUUUCGUCUGCUUCAAAUGAUGUUUUUAAAUGGGGAGAUUUAUCAGCUAGCAGGUAAUAAGUUUUGCUUCUUUCGACAAAUUGCAAGUUUGUGAUAGUGAUUUGACCAUGUGGGCUUUACAAUGGUUGUAUAUAUGUGUAAGAUGUUUGUUACAAUUUGUUUGGAACCCAUACUACAGUGAUGGUGAGGGUGAGGGAUGGACUAUGGAGUCUUGAAGAUAUGUAUGGUUUGUUGUGAUUAGUUAUCUUGUGUUGCUGGGGCUGAAAUCACGUAAUGUGUUGUAUAGUGAUUUUGUUGAAGUAUUGUAGGUUAUUCUGUAGAGCUGAUAUAUGCGAGAUUUUUCUAAAUUUCUAUGCUCACAUAAUUUGAUUUAUCAUUUAUCUGUAUUGAACAGAGAAUAAACCGUCACCUGGACUAUCCAAUCGCGCACAAUUUUAAAUUUUUUUGACAGCUUGUUUUCUCAACCUCCCAUAAAAGGGAUGGAGAAUGA
Molecule: messenger RNA, 4515 nt
Organism: Daucus carota subsp. sativus
Lineage: Eukaryota; Viridiplantae; Streptophyta; Magnoliopsida; Apiales; Apiaceae
Exons: 14
Coding region: 80-3841 (1253 amino acids)
Biological process (GO): mitotic cell cycle; meiotic cell cycle; microtubule nucleation
Cellular component (GO): centrosome; spindle pole; equatorial microtubule organizing center
Molecular function (GO): gamma-tubulin binding; microtubule minus-end binding
Source: RefSeq, a predicted model, not a curated record